AUGAGUACUUCUCCAUGCACACAUGCCUUACCUCUUUCAACCCUCUUUUUUGUUCUCAUUGCGGUGAUUCUGAUCUCGAGAUCUCAAGCUCGAACCUUAAGGCCUUUCAACAAUUCAAUUUCGGCUGUUUUUAUAUUUGGAGACUCGACGGUUGAUCCAGGAAACAAUAACUACAUAGGCACUCCUUUUAAGAGCAAUUUUCCACCCUAUGGGAGAGAUUUUGUCAAUCACACUCCAACCGGAAGGUUUUGCAAUGGGCGUCUCGUGACUGAUUUUAUCGCUUCAUACGUAGGUGUCAAAGACUAUGUACCACCAUAUUUGGACCCAACGCUUAGCAUCGAGGAGCUGAUGACUGGAGUUAGUUUUGCCUCAGCUGGCUCUGGGUUCGACCCAUUGACACCGAUGAUUGGCGGUGUAAUUCCAAUGUCUGAGCAACUGGAAUACUUCAGAGAGUAUAAAAGCAAACUGGAGCUAGCUAUUGGAAAGAGAGGAACCAAAAACCUCAUUAACAAGGCUGGGUUCAUUGUUAGCGCCGGUACAAACGAUUUUGUGGUCAAUUAUUUUGGCACACCGAUUCGUCGGCAAAGCUACACUGUCUCUGGCUACCAGCAAUUUUUGAUGCAACAUGUCCAACAGUUCAUACAGGGUUUGCUGAAUGAGGGGGCUAAGAAGAUAGGCAUAGUUGGGCUACCUCCAAUGGGUUGCUUGCCUGGGGUCAUCACCCUUUAUUCAAACACUUUUCAUCAACGUGAGUGUGUCGAGACAUUAUCAUCCAUCGCCAGAGAUUACAAUCAAAUGCUCCAGAAAGAGUUGAAGGCAUUGCAAAAUGGUCUAACUCAGAUAUUUUAUGUAGACAUAGACCAACCACUGAGGGACAUGAUUCAACGGCACACAAGUUUUGGUUUUGAAGAGGUUAGCACUGGUUGUUGUGGGAGCGGAUUAUUUGAAACUUCAUUUACCUGCAACUUGGAAUCAAAUGUUUGUGAAGAUGCUUCCAAGUACGUAUUCUGGGAUUCAAUACACCCAACUGAAGCAGCAUACUACAUUAUCUUUGAGGCCAUACGACCCACCAUUGAUAUUGCCAUCAAAUAAUAAUAUGAAAUGGUCAUCGCAAAUUUGACAGUCAUGAAUGAACUUGAUCAGGUCAAAUUCUUUGUUUUAUUCUUAAUUUUUAUUGGGUGUAACUUGGUGUCAUCAUCCAAUAAAAAACUUAUAAAAUGAAUAACGUGAACCCAAUUUUUUACUGGGAUGG
This is a messenger RNA of Ilex paraguariensis (yerba mate), 1252 nucleotides long. NCBI's taxonomy places the organism in Eukaryota, Viridiplantae, Streptophyta, Magnoliopsida, Aquifoliales, Aquifoliaceae. The record is from the annotation of a GenBank genome assembly.